This is a messenger RNA of Mauremys reevesii (Reeves's turtle), 5589 nucleotides long. RefSeq names its product calmodulin like 6 (gene CALML6). The transcript is spliced from 12 exons. Lineage: Eukaryota; Metazoa; Chordata; Testudines; Geoemydidae. Gene Ontology annotation, molecular function: enzyme regulator activity; calcium ion binding. The coding region runs from base 828 to 1307 and encodes 159 amino acids. The record is from RefSeq and is a predicted model, not a curated record. Gene Ontology annotation, cellular component: myosin II complex.
UCCUCACGAGACUCAGCCGCAGCCGGGCCCGCAGGGGGGAGCCGGCAAAGGAGGAGGGGGGGGGGGGGAGAGAAGAGACGACAACCCUGCGCAUGCGCGAGACCGCCGCGGUUUCCCAUUCAGGAGAAGGAGGCGGGAUAUCGGCGCCUCCCGAGAAAAGGAUAAAGCUGUUUCAGAACUUGGGGAGGGGAUACAUCAUGUGUCAACUGUCUCUAGUGAAAACAGCUUCACCUGGAACUUAAAAUGCCCUUUUUUGGUUUAAAUAUUAACAGGAAGUUUAACUCCUGCCAACAUGACUGAGAACUCCCUGGCUAACACUCAGGAAAUGAAAAGCCUAACCCAGUCACAGGCAUCCGAAUACAGAGGUUCUUCAAAACAGAUGGUUUAAGAUUUAUGGGUUGCAGUGACACUUGAGAAGACUGGACGGUCCAGCACACAGAAAAUCGGGUCUUUUACCUCAAGGUUGUUGGUUCAAAACACUGCCGGUUUUUAAGUGGCCUUUUAGAAUAAGUGUUCAUCAUCGGACCUGUGAAUAUCAGAUAAUGAAGUAGGGUAUGCUCAAGUCAUCUAGUACAUCACUCUUGAAAGACAGUGUGUAGACAAUAUCUACGAAUGUGGCAGUUAACAUCACGGAAAGGAUGCCUUAUUUGAAAUGAGUCCCAAGUAGCGACUUGCUGGGGAUUAAGGUACAGAGAGAUUAAGUGAUCUCCUGCAUCCCAGUUUAGUGACAUAGCAACAAGACCUGCUUUCCUAAUGGCACAAAAGAUCUGAUUACAAAACAUGGCCUAACUUUCAAACCACUUGUCAGCAAGGAUCCCAGUUCAGCGAUGCCCUCUCUGGCUGAGACACUGACACCAGAGCAGAUAACAGAGUACAAAGGCGUCUUCGAGAUGUUUGAUGAGGAGGGCAAUGGGUUAGUGAAAACAGAUGAGCUGGAGAAGCUUAUGAGCUUGAUGGGAAUCAACCCAACCAAGAGAGAGCUGGCGACAAUGGCAAAGGAGGUGGACAAAGACAAUAAGGGCACCUUGAACUGUGACAGUUUUCUGGUUUUGAUGGGCAUUUACCAUGAAAAGGCUAAAAACCAGGAUGAAGAGUUGAGGGCAGCAUUCAAGGUCUUUGAUAAGGAACACAAAGGCUACAUUGAUUGGAAUACACUCAAGUAUGUACUGAUGAAUGCUGGAGAGCCACUAAAUGAACAGGAGGCUGAACUGAUGAUGAAAGAAGCUGAUAAGGAUGGAGAUGGAACCAUUGAUUAUGAAGAGUUUGUGGCCAUGAUGACUGGAGAAUCCUUUAAGCUUGUUCAAUAGCAACCUGAAGAAGAACCAGAUCCUUUGUUACAAAGAUCCUUCCUAGACACUCUCUCCUGCAAGGACUGCAAUUCUUCUCAAGAUGCUGUGAUCUGGAGAUGUUUCCGAACACCACUCAUACACUACCCACAUCUGAGUAACUUCACCUGGCAUUCACAGCAGAAGGAAGCUACAGACCAGAGCAGAGCUGAGAGACUCCUCUCACAGCAGGUGUAGAAGCUCUUGCAGGACAGAUUCAGUUAUUCAAGCAAUCUGUUUUGGGCCAUGGAAAUCGUACAAGAGCCAUAAUUUAUGUUUAUUAAUAAACUUUAUAUAGAAAGUUUUUCCAAUAUGGCUUUAAAGAGUCCUGUGAAAGGAACAUAGCGUACUUGGGAAAGGAAUGCAUGUGCUUUGCCAGGACUCCCACUUCUCCUGUAUAAAUCAUUCCUGGGACUGAGAAUUGCUCCCAGGUCCACACCUACUUUUAUGCAUCUCAAAAACAGUUCACACCUUGGUUAGAAAUGCCUAAACUUCACUUCUGCACAGUGGACUAAAUAAAGCUACCCGAGGGAGUGCCUGAGAACAUGAGUCACAUUGCACUGAAUUUCAAGCUCACAAUAAUUCAGUGUUUCAAGUGGGCUUGGAAAAACAUUGAGGAAACCUGUGAAAUGAUGAAGUCGGAGUUGGGUAACAGAUGGAAAAGCCUGUAAUGCUGCAAGCUGGUUCUGAACCAGAGCACAGCACACAAGGGGAAGGGCACUGGACUUGGGAAAAGCAGAGGGAAUCCUUGUAACACUGCAUGUCUGUGCUCCAAACUACAAGUGGGUUAAAGCAAACUAUUAAGUCAGGAGAAAGCAAUGGGGAAUUGGUCCGUCUUGGCACAUGCGCUGUUCAUUGUGGACCAGAUUUUCAAAAAUAUUUAGGCACCUAAAGGUGCAGAUGGCACUUUUGAAAAUCCAUUUGGUGCCUAUCUGCCACUUUAGAUCCAAAUACCUUUUGAAAAUCUGGCCAUUUGCCCCUAUAUUUUAGAAUGAACUAGAAGUUAUUUCUUCUAACCUACAUGUACCCUCUUGCUCCAUAAAGCUUUUUAAAUUCAGAAGACCCACCAUUCAACUCUUGCUGAGGGGAGGAAGCUCAUAGGAUCUUUGUUCAAAAGUAUAUGCUACCCUGUGAACUGUACAUAGUGCUUAUUUCUGCAUAAGAGCUAGGACUCUUCCUCCUGCAUCAGGUUAUUGAAAUGAAGUAGUCAAGUGAAGAUAUUCACCUGAAGACAAACACUCAAGAGGCAGCAGUUGUGGUUUUGGACUAUAUUUGAGGAACAUAUAUGGUGCAAUGGUUUAACUAAAGAUGUGAUUUUAAACUGAUUUAGUUAAUCUAGUGCAAACCCCUGUGCGGACACUAUUAUUUCAAUUGAAACUAGAUUUAUUGCAGUUUAGUUUAAGUCGGUUAAGAAUCAGCUUAAGCUAAAACAGCAAUGAGCCACUCUUAACCAAAAUAAGAAUGUCCAGUUUUUAAACUGAUUCAGUAAACCGUCUCAACUCUCUUAUGUAGACCAGGCCUAAACAAAUGCUAUCUCACAGGCAGGAGUAAAACUGAGCUCAGUUUGCAAGUGACACUGUCCAGUAGCUUUUCAGAAACCAUUCUUUCCAUGCUGAUUCAGAGACCUGAACAGCGAGGGUUUUUUUUGGCAUCUACAAAGCUCAGACAUCAUUGAAAAUAUGAUUGACAGUCUUCUUUAGCCUAUUAUACAUUUGCAUUGCAGUAAUGCCUAGAGGCCUCAGUCAGGGAUCAGGGCUUCCUUGACCUAGGGUAAUUAUGAACUGGGUCCAUAAUAUUUUCCAUAGCACACAGCUCUCCAGUACAGGAUAGUUCAAGCAGGCAGCGUACACAUAUCUGUAGAUUUCACAGAGGCUUCACUUUUAUCCACAAAUACCGUCUAGACCAGUCCUUGUCUUACUCCAGCAGCCGCCAAUCACAUCCUCAAAUGACUCCUCAAGCUCACCACGCUUGCUUUGCUUUGGUCAGUGAGAAAAUGUGACUUGUUUCUACCAGCUCUGAGACAACAUGAAAAGCUCACACAGCACCCAUCUCAUGCUCAGCAAAGGAUCCCACUAGAUCUCCUGCACCUAUAUGCUCUUAUGCAACAGCAGGCCUUCACUCCGUUUCAGCAAUGCAAUCACAGGAACAUUUCUCUAGAGUCCACAGUCAUCUCCCCUCCUUAGGAAACUUUCCCUGUCCCGAUCACUACUAGUCUGAACAGACCCUGUGUCCAAACAUGAAGGACUCUCUCUGAUUCCUAAUACAGUAUCUCAUCUUUAUUUACUAGCUUAGUCUUUCCUUUUAACCCUCUAGGGCUCUCCCUUCACUCACCUCUUAAGUAAUAUAAGCAAAUAUUUUUUUCAAGCCUAUCUUUAUGUUGAUUUCGAACAAGCACAGUUCAUCAGAGGGUAAUUCUUUCCCUAAGCUGCCCUGGGGAAAUCCCCCAGCUUCCUGGAAACCACCAGCCUCCUCACCAGACCAAUUAUAGGAUAAUUGAGAGCAGGUUUAAUAUUUCUUCCCAUCAUGGCCACAAACCUUCAGUGGUGGUAACUUCCCAGCACUUGUUUGCUAAUAAAGCCUCUGAUGCAGUGCAGGCUACUGGGUCUUUUGGGGAUAAUUUUACUUGCCUACUUCACAGGGGUGUUGAGAGGUAUCAUGAUUGUGGUAUGAUUCAGAUGGUGCCAGUCUGUACCAUAAACAAGCACAAGUUGUCCCAGGGGUGGUCGGAAGUGCCUUGCUAGCCCUUUGUACCUCGGCAAUGGACAGCAGAUUAAAGCAGCAGGAGGAGCUCUCACCUUGCUAGCCAAGGAGGCUGGGGGAAUCUAUGGCAGGGGACAGGUGAGGAGGGGGAGCUGCACUCCCCACUUUAUCAGCUGGGAAUAGGAGCUAAAAUGUGAAAUGAGUUGAGAGGUGAGAUGUAGGUAUCAGUCCUACAAUAUGAGCGGGCCCCAGCAUCUGCACAGAGUCCCACAGACUUCAGCAGGUCUCUGGUCAGAUGCAGAGGUUCAUUUGCAUACCAUGCAUUGCAGAAUCAGGGCCUUAGUCCAGUUGGUAGCCUCCUUAUCACCAAACCUCAGCAGGGAUACCUAGGACUGAAAUGGCUGUAGAGACUGAAUACACCUGAAAGCACCACCCUCCAAAUCAGCCUUGAGGAGCAGUGGGGUAGGUUGCCCUGCCUGACCUACCUCAGGCGGUUCUAUGGCCCAUGCCCAUAGAACCUGAGCACCCUCAGUCACUACUGUAUUUAUCUUUGCAAUAUCUCUGUGAGGCAGAUCCACAGGAGCCAAAGUGAGUAACAAGAAGUGGGGAAGAUGGAGAUAUGCCCCCUCUCUCCUUACAAUAAAAUCUGGCUUUAACUAGGACAAUUUCACAAUGACCAGAAUUACAAUAAGCACAUUGCAAUGCAUUGUGGAACGUCCUGGGCACAUCUCAUCACAUCCAUGUACCUCAGUGGGACUCUAGGAUGGGCAAAAAAGACACACCAGAGACUCCAUCAGGUUUUACAUUAAUCCCAGUGCAGAACUUUGAGAGUUUUAGCCCGUGCUUCCUGAAUACAAAGAGUGCAAACACAACCAAUAACUGUACUGAGAGUAAAAAAUUUUCAUUUGAAAAAUUGAAUGGAAAAUGGCCAUUUUUCUCAACAAACAAAUGUGCUGAAAAUUUCCAUCUCCUUUGAAAUUUUCCAGUUCGUGAAAAAACAAAACCUGAAAAUCCCCAAAUUUGGAGGGUAGGGGAGGGGUAUUGUCAAACCAGCUCUACUCACUACAUAACUUAGUAUCUCAGUGCUAUGAAGUAAGGAGCUUCCCCUUAACUGUAUCAUAUUACAUUGGAUCACUCUAUAUAACAAGAAUACUCUGCAAGUCACUACAGUAUCAUUAUUGCAAAGUGCAAUGUUUGGGACCAUUACCUUAGCACUGUUUAAGAGGGGAAUGUAUGUAAGAGAAACAGCAGGAAUCUUUGUAGAUAGAGGAGGCUGUGUUGUAGAUGGGUUGUGAAAGAGGCAGGAUUAACUUAUGCAGCAUUUCAGAACUCAUGUAGCUUUCUGCAAAAAUAGCAUUACGUGUCAGUAACCCUACUGGAAAGUUAGAGUGAGCAUGAACACUGAAUUCUGUGUCAAGUUCCAGUACAAAAUAUGCUAGCUGCCUGCCACAGCACUGGCAGGGGAGAUAUGAUACUCAUUGUACCGGCAAAAAUGUUGGCAACCACUAGAGAGCACCAGUUUCCUAAUCAGAGCACAGCUAUGAUAUUUAAAUUGCUAACUUAG